AUGAUGGCGCCCCAAGCCUCCUUGGCGAUCCGCGCUUGUCGAGAUCCAUACCGUCCUCUUUGGGAGCUAACUACUGCUCCAAAGGCUGUCUUAAGUCCUCAUUGGCUAAAGGAUGGAAGGGGGAUUGUUAUCUCACUGGAAGAUGGUACAUUGAAGUUUCUAAGCUUGACUCGGAUUGCAAAUGAUGUUCCAGCCACUGGAAGACAAUUUGCCGGAACAAAAACUCAGGGUGUUGUAACUUAUCAGUUGUCAGAAUAUUUGAUUUGGAGUGUCCAUGCCUCAGAACCUACAGGUUGUGCGGCUUACUGUGGGGCAGAUGGUACUGCCGUGUACUUCCAGCUUAAUUCGAGAUUCUGGGAUAAGGAACCUGGGCGCAACCGUGUUCCUUAUUUCCUCUCUGGAUCAUUAUCAGAGGGAGAAAAUAUUAAGAUUGGCAGCAGGCUGCAAACGUCCCAUUACCAAAUGUUCCUGUGGUGA
Messenger RNA from Miscanthus lutarioriparius, 477 nucleotides. NCBI's taxonomy places the organism in Eukaryota, Viridiplantae, Streptophyta, Magnoliopsida, Poales, Poaceae. The record is from the annotation of a GenBank genome assembly.